Mesorhabditis spiculigera is the source of this 213-nucleotide messenger RNA. The record is from the annotation of a GenBank genome assembly. NCBI's taxonomy places the organism in Eukaryota, Metazoa, Nematoda, Chromadorea, Rhabditida, Rhabditidae.
AUGGUCGCCCCGACACAAGCGCCAACGAAAGUGCACAAGUUUGACCACGACAACCCGGAAGUUAUACAGACUGGCCCGAUCGGCAACCUCUACCUGCAAUACCUCCUCCUAUCUGGACUGUAUAUGCUCGAGCCUUGGGAGCGGAAGCUCUUCAACGCCAGCCUGAUCGCGCUCAUCGCCUCGCUGCUCUACUUCACCAAGGGACUCGUUUUC